Aspergillus puulaauensis is the source of this 1098-nucleotide messenger RNA. RefSeq lists its product as uncharacterized. Lineage: Eukaryota; Fungi; Ascomycota; Eurotiomycetes; Eurotiales; Aspergillaceae. Bases 1 to 1098 code for a protein of 365 amino acids. The transcript has a single exon. The record is from RefSeq and is a predicted model, not a curated record.
AUGCAGCCCUCUAGUAUGGGUAGUUUUGGCAAACUCUCAGCAGAGGUCAGACUGCUGAUCUGGGAGCAGUCACUAUCAGACGGCAGCACCUCCAUCAUGGCGACAAGCCGAGCUAUCUAUGAAGAUAUCGGUAGCCGACUAUACAACACAAUGGAUAUUCACCUCUAUCCUGUAUACAAUAAGCCGUGGAUGUGGGUUACCUGCCGUCGACUGCGACUAAGCUGGCCCUUUGGGAAUCGGAAUGGCUGUUCCUGUGAUUUGGUACAGAACAUGCCGCACGACAAGAUCAAUCUUACCAUAAAUGUCUACGCCCCGGAUCCGCAGAACAGAUUCCAGGUUAUUCUGCUGUGGAUGAAGAUUCAGGCGCUCGUUGAUAUUCUUCGGGCAGCACCGGCAUCCAAGUCGAUUGAGAUUAAACUACGCCCGGGGAGCGGGAAUAGCUGGAAACUGGAUACAGCAAAUACCAGAGAAGACUUGGGUUCUCGUCUAGAAUAUGGCCAAGAUGCCAUUUUUGUUCUGUUUUGUGGCUUGCGUAAUGUGCGAAGCAUCACCUUGCCACAUGCUAGAAUCACCACGCCACAAAAGAACCCCGGCCUCGACGCCCUAGUCACAGAUAUCGGAUUCACUUUCGACCCCGAGCUAGAUAGACUUCCUGAACAAACAGCAUCGAUACUCCGGCUCGAGAGGUUCGCCACAUGGUCUGAAAGUCCAAUCAGAGAGGCACCUCAUAGAACAAUCAAGACCAUCCGCUUAUACCCAAACACCAUCGCCAUUCACGACCCAGCUCUCAGUAAAGUGCACCUCCGCCAUAAAUUAUUCGAUAUACUCAAUCUCAUCACCUUGCAUGACCCGAGUAAAGAAAGAUACACCAAGUGGACCUAUCCUACCUGGCAGGAUUGGCUGACGGCGUAUCCAGACGGCAUCCAUGAGUUGUCUGAAGAGUUGCUGCGCGCAGAGUCGCAAAUUUCUUCUGCAAAAAUGCGAAUACGAACACCCCAUCUAUUCGAUGGAAUUCCUAGCAAGUGGAGAAAACGUAUAAAAGUAUGGCGCUUAAUGGAAGCCCAUAACGGUCGGAUCUGCGAGCACAGGCCCAGGUAG